CCUGAGCCAGUGAAUUCUCGCUCCCAAACUUCAAUGGAACCACAUGGAGGUUUUCCUCGACGUCCGGCUCCGGGCACUAUCUUGGCUUCGAGUUUGCAAGAAAACAAAACGGUUAGUAGUAAAACGUUCUUGUUUAAACUUGUAUUCAAUGUUGGCGAAAGAAUGGUCUACCUACUGGGUGCUAAACUUCAAAUGCUUUUAAAAUACGAUACCAGCAGAGUUGUUAAGACAGGGAAAAUGCAUAGAGAUGGCAAGACUACAUGUCACAAUGCAGUUCGUAAGUUUGUUCAUGGUCAAUUCUUUGGCGAUCCUCAUUCCACUCCAUCUGGAAUAACCAAUAUCACCUUCUAA
Rodentolepis nana is the source of this 351-nucleotide messenger RNA. Lineage: Eukaryota; Metazoa; Platyhelminthes; Cestoda; Cyclophyllidea; Hymenolepididae. The record is from the annotation of a GenBank genome assembly.